AUGUUAGGUCAAGAUCUGGAAGCGGGUCAAUUAGGUCAGUUUCACGAUCGCCCGAUAGACGACGUAGGAAUAUCAGACGAAGAUCUCGAAGCAGAUCAGCUAGAUCGUCGUCACGUUCUCCCAGGCAACGACGUGAAAAGCCUCGUAGAAGGUCUAGAUCUCAUAGUGUUUCCGAUCGGUCAUCACCUCGCCCAUCAAGGAGAGGUGACGUACGCAGAAGGCGAAGUCGAUCCAUCUCCAAAACAAGCCGGUCACCGGCACUCCGCUGAACGGCACGCCUCCCAUGGAAGCGAACGACGUCAAGAAGUCAACGAUUCAUCUCCUAGGAAAGAUAUCGCCUCUCCAGUCUAA
Messenger RNA from Cooperia oncophora, 351 nucleotides. Lineage: Eukaryota; Metazoa; Nematoda; Chromadorea; Rhabditida; Trichostrongylidae. The record is from the annotation of a GenBank genome assembly.